GGCCGUAUGAAGCUGCUGCUAUAGCUUUUGAGGCUAUACCACGUACUUUGGCUCAGAAUUGCGGGGGGAAUGUGAUUAGAACAAUGACGGCGCUGCAGGGAAAGCAUGCAAAUGGUGAAAAUGCAUGGAUUGGCAUUGAUGGUAACACUGGUGUGAUAACUGAUGUGAAAGAGAAAAAGAUAUGGGAUGCCUACAACGUGAAGGCCCAGACUUUUAAAACGGCCAUAGAAGCUGCUUGCCUACUUCUCAGAAUCGAUGACAUUGUGAGUGGGAUGAAGAAGAAGCAGCCUCCUGGUGCCAAAGCUCCUUCCAAGCCUCAAGUUGAGACAGAAGGCGAUGCAGAUAAUGAGCAAAUAAUUCCGGAGUGAUUAUCGAGAGCACGUGGUUAUCUCAGUUUGAAUGAAGUUUUGCUUUAAAGAAGAAAAAAAGGAGCAUUAUAAGUUUGAUGAGGAUAUUUUGUACGUUUGUAAUGUCACCUUAACUUGGUAGUGUGUGUUUUGUCCCUCUUCUUUGUUUCUCAAUCCACGAGGGGUGGGAAAGAAGAGAAGUCUUCUUAUUGGAGAAUGCUAAUGUUAGUUUGACAUGUCAUCUGUGUAUAGAACACAAUUUAUUUGUUCAACUUCGUGGAUUGGCACA
Prunus dulcis (almond) is the source of this 636-nucleotide messenger RNA. RefSeq names its product T-complex protein 1 subunit gamma-like. The transcript has 3 exons. The coding region runs from base 84 to 368 and encodes 94 amino acids. Gene Ontology annotation, cellular component: chaperonin-containing T-complex. The record is from RefSeq and is a predicted model, not a curated record. Lineage: Eukaryota; Viridiplantae; Streptophyta; Magnoliopsida; Rosales; Rosaceae. Gene Ontology annotation, biological process: protein folding. Gene Ontology annotation, molecular function: ATP-dependent protein folding chaperone; ATP binding.